Pongo pygmaeus (Bornean orangutan) is the source of this 5142-nucleotide messenger RNA. It is a transcript of the gene SLC35E1, whose product is annotated as solute carrier family 35 member E1. The record is from RefSeq and is a predicted model, not a curated record. The transcript has 6 exons. Bases 61 to 1293 code for a protein of 410 amino acids. Lineage: Eukaryota; Metazoa; Chordata; Mammalia; Primates; Hominidae.
CCCGCCCCCGCCCGGCGUCGGGCCGUCGGACGGGCUGGAAGGGGCGGCCGCUCGGGCAGGAUGGCUGCGGCUGCGGUGGGCGCGGGCCCUGGCGCCGGGGGCCCGGGCGCAGCGAGCAGCAGUGGCGGGGCGCGAGAGGGCGCGCGGGUGGCGGCGCUGUGCCUGCUGUGGUACGCGCUGAGCGCGGGCGGCAACGUGGUCAACAAGGUGAUCCUGAGCGCUUUCCCGUUCCCGGUGACCGUGUCGCUGUGCCACAUCCUGGCUCUGUGCGCUGGGCUCCCGCCGCUGUUGCGCGCCUGGCGCGUGCCCCCGGCGCCGCCCGUAUCUGGCCCCGGACCCAGUCCGCAUCCGUCGUCCGGCCCGCUGCUGCCGCCGCGCUUCUACCCGCGCUACGUGCUGCCGCUCGCCUUCGGCAAGUACUUCGCGUCCGUGUCAGCGCACGUCAGCAUCUGGAAGGUGCCCGUGUCCUAUGCACACACCGUCAAGGCCACCAUGCCCAUCUGGGUGGUCCUCCUGUCCCGGAUCAUUAUGAAGGAGAAGCAGAGCACCAAGGUAUACUUGUCACUCAUCCCCAUCAUCAGCGGUGUCCUGCUGGCCACCGUCACCGAGUUGUCUUUUGACAUGUGGGGACUCGUCAGCGCCCUCGCUGCCACGCUGUGCUUCUCGCUUCAGAACAUUUUCUCCAAAAAGGUCUUGCGAGAUUCACGGAUCCACCAUCUCCGGCUGCUCAACAUCCUGGGCUGCCACGCCGUCUUCUUUAUGAUCCCCACCUGGGUUCUGGUGGACCUCUCAGCUUUCCUGGUCAGCAGCGACUUGACCUACGUCUACCAGUGGCCCUGGACGCUUCUGCUCCUGGCUGUCAGCGGCUUCUGUAACUUUGCCCAGAAUGUAAUCGCCUUCAGCAUCCUCAACCUCGUUAGCCCCCUGAGCUACUCGGUCGCCAAUGCCACCAAGAGAAUCAUGGUCAUCACGGUGUCCCUGAUCAUGCUGCGUAACCCAGUCACCAGCACCAACGUCCUGGGCAUGAUGACCGCCAUCCUGGGGGUCUUCCUCUAUAACAAGACCAAGUACGAUGCAAACCAGCAAGCCAGGAAGCACCUCCUCCCUGUCACUACAGCAGACCUGAGCGGCAAGGAGCGCCACCGGAGCCCACUGGAGAAGCCCCACAACGGCCUCCUCUUCCCCCAGCACGGGGACUAUCAGUACGGCCGCAACAACAUCUUAACAGACCACUUCCAGUACAGCCGGCAGAGCUACCCAAACUCGUACAGUUUGAACCGCUAUGAUGUGUAGAGUCCAGAGGACAGGGCCAGACUGUUCUGUGACUCCUUCCCCGGCCCCCACAGCAGUAUCAGAAACUUCUGACAAUCAGUGAAUGUACAACCCAGCCGAGGGGAUGGUGCAUAACUCUCCAUCAGAAGCCCUGGGGUUCCUGGCCCCCCGUGAGCCACAGGAGGAUGCGUUGCCUGCAGUGCAGACGGCCGUGAGCUCUGAGCAAACCUAAACAGAGACCAGUGUCUCAUGCUCUUUCUUCCUGGAGUCUGUCAUCUGAGGGCCGUGUCCCUGCGGAGAUCUUGGCCACGUUGUACCUUUCCAUAUGGAAUUAUUCCCCAAGCAGUGUAGCUCACAGAACUUGUGUCUGCAUUCCAGAUAACAUUCAGGACCUGUGUGAAAAGCUGGGGUCACUGUGGCUGUAGACCAUGAGCUGGCAGUGGGGGUGUCCAGGGCGGUGCUUGAGAACGUCAGACUGGCUACUUGAAUUCCCUGGCGCAGAUACACAUAGGACCAACAGGGUCACCAAGCAAACGGAGCCCGCGAGAAUCAUUCAAAACAUCCCCAGCCACAGAGAUGGAUCCAGUUUCCUGGUCAUCCCCUUAGCAGUUCACAAGUUCCUGGCAAAUGUUCCAAAGCAAAAAGCAAUUGCAAUUAGCAUCCAGUUCCUGCAGCCUGGUGCUCUGCCCUGCACGUCAGGGUUGGCAUCCACUCAGAUCCAGAUGGAAGGGAAACUGCUCUCUUCUCCUUUGCCUCCUCUUCCCUCACCAGAGCAGGGUGCUUCUCUUGGGGUGGUGAGAAGGAUCUUCAAGAAAUCAUGUUCAGUAUUUCAAGCUCUAUUUCUGCGGCACGUGUCUUUUGAGAGGCAUCUUCACUUCUUCCGUGAUGACUUGGUAGGUUGUUUGGUAGAGAGAUCUUGAUUGUCGGAGGAUCUUGCAUUUUUCUAGGGAAUAUUUUGUAGUUGUGUGUGUGUGUUUUUGCCUUGGUCCCCAUUAUGGGAUGCACUAGGACUGGCCUAUGCAUCGAAAAUCUUUUUGUUUGUAAACGUUUAAAAACAAAGUUCCCCAGCCAGGCACGGUGGCUUAUACCUGUAAUCCCAGCACUUUGGGAGGCCAAGAUGGGCGGAUCACGAGGUCAGGAGUUCGAGACCAGCCUGGCCAACAUAGUGAAACCCCAUCUCUACUAAAAAUACAGAAAUUAGCCGGGCGUGGUGUCGCGCGCCUGUAGUCCCAGCUACUCAGGCUGUUGAGGCAGGCAAAUCACUUGAACCUGGGAGGCAGAAGUUGUGGUGAGCCGAGAUUGUGCACUCUAGCCUGGGUAACAGAGCGAGACUCCGUCUCAAAAAAAAAAAAAAAAAAACCCAAGUUCCCACUGGUGAUGCCUGUGUGACACAUUUUGGUAUUUAGUAGGAAAUAAUGAAGUGUUUCGAAGCUUCGAGAGAAGCUUCAAAAUUGUCACAAUUGCUGAAAACAGAAUAAAUCGUGAACAUUAUCUCAAUAUUUUGUAUAAUAGACAAGACCACAGUGUUUUGGUUCCCUGACCUGUUUUUGUGUUUAUGUUAGGAUCUGAAUCAUGUUCUGGGUAAGGGGACGAAGAGCGAACACUGCACUAAGAUUUGGUUUGCCAAAUCAGAUUCUUUGGUCAGGAGUCAGUUUGGGGCCAGGUGUGGUGGCUCACGCCUGUAAUCUUAGCACUUUGGGAGGCUGAGGUGGGCGGAUCACUAGAGUUUGAGACCACCCUGGCCAACAUGGUGAAACCCCAUCUCUACUAAAAAUACAAAAAUUAGCCAGGCAUGUUGGGCACCUGUAAUCCCAGCUACCUGGGAGGCUGAGGCAGGAGAAUCACUUGAGCCCAGGAGGUGGAGGUUUCAGUGAGCUGAGAUCACACCACUGCACUCUAGCCUUGGUGACAGAGUGAGACUCUGUCUCAAAGAAAAAAGGAAUCAGUUUGAUUCUUGGCAGAAAUCAACAUAAGGAAUAUGACAAGACCCCAGUAGGUAACCCUGAGUGCUCAGGUCCGAGCUGUGGUCUCUUUUACGGCUUCAUGAAAGGACCGUGCUCUCACGGAGGGGACCACAACUUGGCUUGUGGGGUCUUAGGUGAUGGCUGCCUUCUUUCUUCAUCACCACACCCAGCUUCUUGCUGGCACUUAGGGGAAGAGAGCAGCAAAUGAGAGGUUUACCUUUUAUCUCCCAGUGAGCGAGAUGUUUCCCUGUUCAGAGAGGAAGUAACAUCGCUUAUGCUUGGCUCGUGUUUUUUUUGUUGUUGUUGUUUGUUUUUCUUUCAAUUGGAAUUCUAUAUUUAAGAUGUUAUGUCAGCUGACACAUGGGACACUCCUGAAGAGGUGACUGGCCCCCCACCCUGUUUGGCGGUGAGUUUCUGCACCACCGGCCUCAGAAGUGUCCCUGUUGCUUCGUCUCUUGUUCGUUUGCUUUGUAAAUACUUUGGUCCCAAGCUGAGACAACUGCUGUGUAAAACGUGAAGAUUCAAACCCAAAGGGUGUCAUUUGUCAGAAGAACUUGCCGUCUGCCUUCACCGAAGGCAGUCAAGUCUGCAGUUGGAUUUUUCUCACUGGUGAAUGACAAGAAACAGGGAUAAUUUUGCACUGCGGAGAUAUUAUGGGAGUUGUCUAUAUAUGAUUAUAUAUAGUACCUGAUUCUUUGAACAUAUCAUUGAACUCCAGAAUGAAUUCGACCUCCAUUCAGGCUUCAUGAAAUCUCUGAAGUUGCUGAAAUUUGUAUAUUAUUUUCCUUUUCCAAUGCAAGAUCUGCUGGUGAGGGGAAAUGACUGUCUGGUUUUAUUAUGGUUUAUAAAUUAAUAAAUGGGCUAUUUAAUUCUGUAUAUAAAUUUACAGCAAGUACGUACACUGGAAUGAAUGAGGCAAUCACGUUACACCAGAUCAGCAGAUCAAAAGACAAACAUGUAUUUCUGAGACUUGGAGGUCCACAUCCCCUGCCCCCCGCCGAGAUGGAGUCUUGCUUUGUUGCCCAGGCUGGAGUGCAGUGGUGCAAUCUCAGCUCACUGCAACCUCCAUCCCCCGGGUUCAAGUGAUUCUCGUGCCUCAGCCUCCCGAGUAGCUGGGAUUACAGGCAUGCACCACCACACCUGGCUAAUUUUUUGUGUUUUUAGUAGAGACAGGGUUUCGCCAUGUUGGCCAGGCUGUUCUCAAACUCCUGGCCUCAAAUGAUCCACCUGCCUUGGCCUCCCAAAGUGCUAGGAUGACAGGCAUGAGCCACCGUGCCCAGCCUGAUUGACAAUGGCCUCUUGAAGGCUGGUUUUUCCCAGCCGGACAGUGCCCGACCCACAUGCUCCACUCCCACACUUUCAUCUGCAGGCCUGCCUUCCUCUCAGCCUCCUCACUGCUGGGCUCUGUGGUAGAGAAUUUCCUUUACCCAUCCAGGGUAUGGUCUGGCUGGUAAUACUGACUCCAACCCAGCUCCUUCAUUUUAUAGAAGGAGGCAUUUCUGAAUCAUGUUUGUUCACCAUGGCAAGACUCACUGCAGAAUUUUUAACCACCUUAUUUUAAGUCAUUCAUUCUAGGAACAGUCAAGCCCCUAUCACAAAGGGGACAAGCCAGAUCCGUUCAAGUGAGGAAGCACUUGCAGUUUCUGAAUUUUGCUGUGUAUUUGUCCUGCAUCACCCAACAGGCCCUUUGCUAUAGCUGGGACAUUACCAGACCCCAAUACCUUAGGGUCUCACAGCCUGAAGGACACAGAAUAUUAAAUUAUUAAAAGACCUGAAAAUAUUAUAAUUUUUUUCAAUUGUCACCUGUUUUCAAGACUUAAAUGCUAUAGACUUUUCUGCAGGAAUGACGUGUAUAUUCCUCACUGGCAUUUACCAAAAAUAAAUGAUGGUUUCCAGGGAAUCAAAA